This is a messenger RNA of Trypanosoma theileri, 1236 nucleotides long. RefSeq lists its product as uncharacterized. Bases 1 to 1236 code for a protein of 411 amino acids. The transcript has a single exon. Lineage: Eukaryota; Euglenozoa; Kinetoplastea; Trypanosomatida; Trypanosomatidae. The record is from RefSeq and is a predicted model, not a curated record.
AUGUCAUACGCCAAGCCGACCUUUUCCAGCAAACGCCGCGCACGCACUCCUCCACACGACUCCACCGACAAACUCCGUAGUGUAAAUAACAUGUCCGACACUGCCCAUCUCAACAAUAAUAAUAAAAAUAAUAACAGCCGUCCUGAUGCGAAACGCUCCCGCAAGGAGGGCCGCACCGUCCACCACCCGCACGAGGAGGAACUGCGACUCUCGCAGGAGUUCACAUCGCAGUGCGAUGCCGCGGUGCAGCGGGUGAACGCCCUGCUCGAUCGCGCCCAACAACGCGAGGAGCACAUCCAACGCACACUGCAGGCGAGUCUCGACCGCUCCCCGCCCCGCCCCGCCAGCCGCUCGCCGCAGUCCAACACCCGCCUCUCCGGCCUCUUCGGCACCCCGCAGGUCCCGCAGGCACCACCGCCAACCCCCGCACACCCCGGAGAGAGUAGCCACAAUCGUAACAAGAGCAAUAAUAAUAAUAAUCAAAAUAAUAAUAAUAAUGAUAAUAAUAAUAAUAACAGCGCCACAGAGACAGCCUCCACGACUGGCUGGAUAAGUAGAAUGCUCUGGGGAGCAUCGGAGACACCGGCGUCCCCACUCGCAACAGGCACCACGCCGCUCUCAAAGCAAAUGAAGUCGCCGCAGUCGGCGGAGAGUACACGGGGGCAACAACACACACAACAGACGCAGUCGUGCAGUCCCCCGCCCGCCUCACCAGCGGAACAGAAUGCCUCGCUGUUGCAGCGCGCCGUGCAACGACUCUCCGGCCGCUUCUCGUCACCACCACCACCACCACCGAAAACAGAAAGUCCACGACGCUCGCGGAAGUCCGUUGCGUUUAAAGAACCCGAAGACUUGGUGACUCUCACACCCCCACGUCCUACUGCAAAGACUUCAUCAGAUGAAAACCAAAAGGAGGAUGUUGAGCCGGCUCCGCGGGGUUCACUGGUGUAUCCACCAGCACCACCACCGUCUGCAAAGAAGGAAAGCCGCAGCCGCAGCCGCAGCCCGUCGAGUGAAGAUGAAAAGGAACAUAAGGGGCCGGAUCUUGAAACACCUGAUGUAGGUGCUAUCAUCCGCGAGUUUUCACAGGCACGAGCCCUUCGGGAACUCACCAAGGCGGAUUUACUGGCUUACGCCAAACAACACCACAUCAAUGUAUCCAUGUCAAGUACGAAGAAGGAGAUGUUUGAAGUGGCGCGACGUUUGGCUAAGGAUAAUGUAGAGAAGGCGAAUUAA